Messenger RNA from Numida meleagris (helmeted guineafowl), 14069 nucleotides. It is a transcript of the gene VPS13B, whose product is annotated as vacuolar protein sorting 13 homolog B. The transcript is spliced from 62 exons. The coding region runs from base 165 to 12266 and encodes 4033 amino acids. NCBI's taxonomy places the organism in Eukaryota, Metazoa, Chordata, Aves, Galliformes, Numididae. The record is from RefSeq and is a predicted model, not a curated record.
CUUGGGGAGAACACACGCAGCAGAGAACCCGGAAGCGGCUGUGCUGCGGGCAGGAGCGGAGGCGGCAGCCUGCGCCGGGAUCCCGCGUCCUGGCCGGGAGCGGACGGAGCCUCCUCGGGGCUCGGAGGGGCCGUCCUUCCCCUGCAAUUUAGAAGUCCCCCAGAAUGCUGGAGUCCUACGUAACUCCCAUUUUGAUGAGUUAUGUGAAUCGCUACAUCAAGAACUUGAAGCCUUCGGAUCUGCAGUUGUCGCUCUGGGGAGGAGAUGUUGUACUCAGUAAACUUGAGUUAAAGCUGGAUGUGCUUGAGCAGGAGCUGAAACUACCAUUUACUUUUUUAAGUGGGCAUAUUCAUGAGCUUCGGAUUCAUGUGCCAUGGACAAAAUUAGGAUCAGAACCAGUUGUCAUCACUAUCAAUACAAUGGAAUGCAUCUUGAAAUUAAAGGAUGGGGCUCAGCAGGAAGACCAUGAAAGUUGUGGUUCAAGUUCAACAAACCGCAGUACCACGGAAAGUAUGAAAUCAGCAGUAAAACCACGGCGAGUUCAGCAGUCUGCUUCUCCUGACCCUGAUUUGCCUCCAGGCUAUGUUCAGAGUUUGAUUAGGCGUGUUGUGAACAAUGUCAAUAUUGUGAUCAACAAUCUCAUUUUGAAGUAUGUGGAGGAUGAUAUUGUUCUCUCAGUCAAUAUCACUUCUGCAGAAUGCUAUACAGUGGAUGAGUUUUGGGACCGAGCAUUUAUGGACAUCUCCGCUACUGAUCUGGUACUCAGAAAGAUGAUCAACUUCUCUGACUGCACAGUGUGUCUUGAUAAGAGAAAUGCUAGUGGUAAAAUUGAAUUUUAUCAGGAACCUCUGCUGUACAAGUGUUCCUUCAAGACUCGUCUGCAUUUUACUUAUGAUAACCUCAACUCCAAAAUGCCAUCUAUUAUUAAAAUUCACACAUUAGUUGAAAGUUUGAAACUUUCAAUCUCUGAUCAGCAGCUUCCUAUGUUUAUACGCAUAAUGCAACUUGGGAUUGCUCUUUAUUAUGGGGAAAUAGGCAACUUCAAAGAUGGGGAAAGUGAAGAUUUGAUUUGCCACACAAAGGAUAUGUUGGGAAACAUCACAGGUGCAGAAGAUGAAACAGGCUCAGCAAUGCAAUAUCCUACACAGUAUGUUACUCAAGAUCCUUCUCUGCAUCAAGAUGAUGACCAGCAACAAGGAUGGGUUUCUUGGGCCUGGUCUUUUGUUCCUGCUAUUGUGAGUUACGAUGAUGAGGAGAAUGACUCUAGUGGAAUUGAUGAUGGAAUGACACUACGUCAGCAGAAAUCUCAGUCUCUCAAGGAUCCUAUUAUUUCAAUCGGAUUUUACUGUACAAAGGCAACAGUGACGUUUAAGCUCACUGAAAUGCAAGCUGAAAGUAGUUAUUAUAGCCCUCAGAAAGUAAAAUCCAAAGAAGUUAUUUGCUGGGAACAAGAAGGAACAACAAUUGAGGUCCUUAUGAAAGGUGAACUUUUCUUUGAUUGCCAAAUAGGUUUUGUUGGCUGCCAAGCUAUGUGCCUUAAAGGAAUUAUGGGGAUUAAAGACUUUGAGGAGAACAUGAAUAGGAAUGACGAAGAGGCCUACUUCUUUAACUGUGGAGAAAAUCUGAGUGUAAAAGGGAAGACAUACCUUACCAAUUCACUGUUUGAUUACAGAAGUCCAGAAAAUAAUAGUAUUCGUGCAGAAUUUAUAUUGGAUGCAGCUCAUCAUAAGGAGACGUACACAGAGAUAGCUGGAAUGCAGAGGUUUGGGGCUUUUUACAUGGAUUACUUGUACACAAUGGAAAGCACCAGUGGCAAAGUUUCUGGGAAUCAGCAAGACCCUUCAGUGAAGAGUGAAGAUUUUGGAAAUGUUCAGGAGAUGUCUACGAAAAGCCUCAUUGUGGGUCCACUCAAUCUUCGACUGGAUAGCAGUGCAGUGCACCGGAUAAUGAAAAUGAUAGUUUGUGCUCUAGAACAUGAAUAUGAGCCGUAUAGCAGAACUAAGCCAGAUCUUAUAGAUGGAACUAGAACUAUGCCAAGCUCAGAAGAAAUAGCAUCGUUGGAGGAAUACAUUCCCACUCGACUUACAACGUUCACCAUUCUUAAAUGUACAAUUAUAAUCCCUGUGGCAGAGUUCAAUUUACUUGACCACUUGAUGCCUGUAAUCAUGGGUGAGAAGAACUUCAGUGGAUUGCUGAAUGCUACAAGCUUCCAGCCCCUACGGCCUUUACCUUCUGUCAGAAUACUAGUGGAUAAAAUCAACCUGGAACACUCCGUACCAAUGUAUGCCGAGCAGCUGGUACAUAUGGUCAGCAGCCUCAGCCAGCCAUCUGAUAACCUUCUUCAUUACUGUUAUUCACACUGCUAUCUGAAGGUAUUUGGUUUUCAAGCAGCAUUGACCUCUUUGGACAGCAGAGGACUGUACUGCUUCCCUGUUCCAGUUAUUCCCUCUUUCAGUACUGCUCUUUAUGGCAAACUGAUCAAGUUUCCCAAAUAUUGGACCAAGCGAGCUCAUGUCCCACUAACAGAAUGCAUAUUUGAACUUCCAAAUUUGACAGUUCAAGCAACUAGAGCUCAAACCCUUUUGCUCCAAACUAUUUAUCAGAGCUGGUGUCAUCCUGUUGGAAAUGUCAGUUCUGUGGUGAUAAAUGAAGCUUUACUGAAUGAAGUUUUCCAGUCUUCAGGUGUGAAAUCUAAGAAUCCCCUGCCAACUCUUGAGGGCUCAAUCCAGAAUGUUGAAUUGAAGUACUGCAGCACAUCAUUGGUCAAAUGUGCCUCUGGGACCGUGGGAUCAAUAAAAAUUUGUGCCAAAGCCCCAGGUGAUGCUGGAAAAGAGAAGCUGAUUCCUUUAAUUCAAGGGCCUUCUGACACCAGAGACUUACACAGCAGUAAAUGGCUCAAUGAGAGCAGAAAGCCAGAAUCUCUCUUAGCUCCAGAUUUGGUAGCCUUUACAAUCCAAAUUCCACAGUGUAUGGACUACUGCCAUAAUUCUGGUGCAGUACUUUUGUCCAGCAUACAAGGAUUAGCAAUUAAUGUUGAUCCUGUGCUAUACACUUGGCUUAUCUACCAGCCUCAGAAACGUGCUAGUAGACAUAUUCAACAGCAGUCUGUAGGAGCUGUUCCACUUGGAGUGUCAGUAACUCGAAAAAAAGAGGAUGAAGCAUCAGUUGGAAGUGCACCUUUGGCAAGGCAGCAAUCAAAUCAAGCUUCUGAGUAUGCCAGCAGUCCAGUCAAAACAAAAACAGUAACAGAAUCUCGCCCUUUGUCACUUCCUGUGAAAACCAUGCUGAACUCAUCUGAAGGCUGUCGAAGUCCUGAAGAAAGAAUGAAGGAAUUUAUUGGAAUAGUAUGGAAUGCAGUUAAGUGCCUUACACUUCAGCUUGAAGUGCAAUCAUGUUGUGUAUUCCUUCCAAAUGACAGCCUACCUUCUCCAAGUACCAUUGUAUCAGGUGACAUUCCUGGGACCGUCCGAAGCUGGUACCAUGGGCAGGCCAGUAUGCCUGGCACACUUGUUGUCUGCUUGCCCCAGAUAAAGAUUAUGAGUGCUGGCCACAAGCAUAUGGAACCACUGCAGGAAAUCCCAUUUGUUGUGCUGAGACCCAUCCUUGAAGAAGGUGAUGCUUUUCCAUGGACUGUGAGUCUGCAUCAUUUCAGUAUGUAUACUCUUCUUGGACAACAGAUGACGCUUAAUUUAGUGGAACCAAUGGGCUGUACUUCUACUUUAGCUGUUACAUCCCAGAAACUGGUUGCUUCAGGGCCAGAAUCCAGGCACUCAUUUGUCGUCUGCCUUCACGUUGACCUGGAGUCCCUUGAAAUAAAAUUCUCGAACCCCCAGGUGCAGCUUCUUUAUGAACUGGUGGAGAUCACAAGCAAAGUUUGGAAUAAGAUUCAGAGGAGAGGAAUUCUCUACCAGUCUUCUGUCUACACUGAAACCAUGACGGGACCUGCUCCUCCUAGCUCUCCAGUUAAAAGUAGCAUUGGUACUGUUCCACCAGAUACCAGCACGUACAGCCCGUCAGCUGACAUUGGCACCACUACAGAGAGUGAUUCUCUUCAGGGUGGUGAUGACUCUCCGUUCUCAGACUCUAUUACACUGGAACAAACUACAAGUAAUAUUGGAGUCUCAAGUGGACGUGUCAGCCUGUGGAUGCAGUGGAUGUUGCCAAAAAUUACUAUAAAAUUAUUUGCUCCUGACCCUAGAAAUAAUGGCACAGAGGUUUGUGUUGUCAGUGAGUUAGAAGAUCUCAGCGCGUCGGUGGACAUGCAGGAUGUAUAUACCAAAAUCAAAUGUAAAAUAGAAAGUUUCAAUAUUGACCAUUACAGAAACAGCCUUGGGGAAGAUUCCUGGUCUCUGGGGCAAUAUGGAGGUGUAUUUCUUUCCUGUACUGACAAGCUGAACAGACGUACCUUGUUGGUUCGACCCAUCAGCAAGCAGGACCCUUUCAGCAAUUUCUCUGGCUUCUUUCCUUCUGCAACUGCAAAACUUUUAGAUGGCUCACAUCAGCAGCAUGGAUUUCUUUCUCUAACUUAUACAAAAGCUGUGACAAAAAAUGUCCGGCACAAACUGAUCUCAAGAAAUGAACGAAGAACAUUCCAUAAGCUAUCCGAAGGUCACACUGAUGGAUCUCCUCACUUUCUUCAUGAGAUCCUUUUGUCUGCUCAGGCUUUUGAUGUGGUCCUCUGUUUUCCUUUGCUUAAUGCAAUUGCAAGUAUUUUUCAAGCCAGGCUGCCAAGGAGUCAAAAGGAGAAAAGAAAAUCACCAGGCCAGCCUAUGAGGACUCAUACUCUAACUUCCCGCAACUUGCCUCUGAUCUAUAUUAACACUGGUGUAAUAAGAGUCUUCUUUCCCAAAAAUGAGGAAGAUCAUCAUAAUGCAGAAGCUAAUCCAGCAAUUAAAGAAGACACUUUGGUUCUCAAGAUUGGAUCUGUCUCUAUGGCUCCCCAGGCUGACAACCCUCUCAGUAGAGCUGUGCUCAGAAAAGACAUUUAUCAGAGAGCACUGAAUCUCGGAAUACUUCGAGACCCUGGAUCCGAGGUUGAAGACAGACAAUAUCAAAUAGACCUUCAGUCUAUAAACAUCGGCACUGCUCACUGGAAUCAGUUGAAACCAGAGAAAGAAAAUGGAAAAGGAGGGAUUUUGCCGGAGAAUGAAAGAAAUUCUCAAAAUCCAGCACUUGAAUGGAACAUGGCCAGUAGCAUAAGGCGGCAUCAGGAAAGGAGAGCCAUUUUAACUCCAAUUUUAACAGAUUUCACAGUUCGAAUAACUGCAGCUCCUGCAAUUAUUUUUACAAAAAUUGAUGCUCCAGAGAAUUUACAUCCAGAGGAAAUUUUGGUGUGUGGUCAUUCUUUGGAGGUCAAUGUGACAACAAAUCUGGAUUUCUUCCUCAAUGUGGCUCAAGUACAACUUCUUCAGCAGCUGGUAGAAGCCCAUAUGAUUGGACUGGAACCUUCCAGUACCACUAAUGAGGUUUCCAAACAAGAGCAAAAAAAAAUGGAUAUGUCAGAUGGAGGAACAGUUGAGACUUCUUCCCGGUACAGUGGGGCGCAGGACAGUGGAAUUGGCAGUGACAGCGUUAAGAUCAGAAUCGUUCAGAUCGAGCAGCAUAGUGGCACCAGCCAGCACCGCAUUGCCCGGCCCUCUCGCCAGUCAUCCAUUGUGAAGAACCUCAAUUUCAUCCCUUUUGACAUUUUUGUUACAGCAAGUCGGAUCUCCUUGAUGACUUACUCAUGCACUGCUUUACCUAAAUUGAAAUCACCACAAGAUCAGAAAGAUGGUGGGAAAAUAAGCAAAAGCUCCUUGAACCUUCCAGAAGCAGGCUCAGGUAGCAGCCAUGACACCAAGAAGCCCAGUCAGCCGUCCAUUUCAUCCGUCACAGCAGAUGACCUUCUGAACAGCAACGUUCCCCUGUCUUCUGGAAGAAAAACAGGUCUUCUGUCACUGGAAAGCCUGCAUGCUUCCACAAGGUCCUCUGCUCGUCAAGCCCUUGGUAUAACUAUCGUUAGGCAGCCUGGUCGCAGGGGCACCGGUGACAUAGAGCUGCAACCAUUUCUCUACUUGGUUGUAUCGCAGCCCUCUGUGCUCCUCAGCUGCCACCACAGAAAGCAGAAGAUAGAAGUGUCAGUGUUUGAUGCUGGGCUUAAGGGAGUAGCCUCAGACUACAAGUGUACAGAUCCUGGAAAGACUCUACCGGAAGCUCUGGAUUAUUGCAAGAUUUGGUUGCAGACAGUAGCAGGAGAGGUGGAUGCUAAAAGUGGUAUACCACCUUCUCUUAUCACAGUACAAAUUAAAGACUUCCUUAACGGGCCAGCUGACAUCAAUGUGGAUGUAUCCAAACCUUUGAAAGCAAAUCUAAGUUUUGUCAAACUUGAUCAACUAAAACAGUUUUUGAAGAAAAUUAUGACCACAAAUGACGACGAGCCUGGGAAGGAGGCUUCUCCAUCAACUGGUACUCAUCCAGAUGAGGCUGUCGCUUCAGGAACCAAACACUCUAGUAUAAAGGGUUCACUACCUGCAGUGCACACCAGUGCUUCACAGAACGUUUCACUACAAGAAAACUUGUGGCAAGCUCUUUCGUGCUUCCAGAAAAUUUCCAUUCACACCGUCCAAAUGGUUGUUUCUAUGGAAACCAUCCCACAUCCAAGUAAACCUUGUUUGUUAGCCUCUUUGUCAAACCUCAGUGGAAGCCUGAAUAUUAAAGGUGGCCAUAAAACUGCAGGAAUCCAUGGCUCAUCUUUUGUCCUGGACAUAAAAGAUUUCCUGCUUAAAACAAGUCUCAAAGAAAGAACCAGGUCUCUGAUCGGCCCUUUUUGCUGCACGGUUACAGUGGAAGCCAAGUGGUGUAAGCACAGUGGUGAUCCUGGACCAGAGCAAUCUAUUCCAAAAAUGUACAUUGAUUUGAGAGGAGGACUGCUGCAGGUUUUCUGGGGUCAAGAGCAUUUGAACUGCUUAGUUCUUCUCCAGGAGCUUGUUUGGGAAUACCUUACCAAAACCGGCAGCGCAGAGGCAUUCGUGUCUGAACAGAGUUAUCGCGCUUGUUUCUCUACGGAAAGGAAUCAGGCCUCAAAAACUGAGCAUUCGUCAGACGAUCUGAGAACAGGCCUGUUCCAGUAUGUACAAGAUGCAGAAGCACAAAAACUGCCUGGUGCCUAUGAAGUUGUGUUUUACAACGAAACUGAAGAUAGUCCAGGAAUGAUGUUGUGGAGAUAUCCAGAACCCAGAGUGCUCACUCUCGUAAGAAUUAAUCCUGUUCCUUUUAAUACCACCGAAGACCCUGAUAUCAGCACUGCUGACCUUGGAGAUGUUCUUCAGAUUCCUUGCAGCUUGGAGUACUGGGAUGAGCUUCAGAAAUCAUUUGUUGCAUUCCGGGAAUUCAGUCUAUCGGAAAGCAAAGUCUGUGAACUGCAGCUGCCCAACAUCAGCUUUGUGAAUGAUCAGAAGGAGCUCAUAGCCUCUGAUCUUUGGAGGAUCGUCCUGAACAGCAAUCAGAACGUGGCUGAUGACCAAAGCUCAGAAAGUGAAUCUGGCUCACAGAGUGCAUGCGAUCAGCUUGUAACUCCUACAGCGUUAGCAGCCUGUACCAGAGUUGACUCCUGUUUUACUCCUUGGUUUGUGCCAUCACUCAGUGUGUUGGUCCAAUUUACUUUCUUGGAAGUCCAUCUCUGCCAUCAUCUUGAUCAACUAGGCACAGCACCACCAAAGUUUCUUCAGCCAUUUUUAUCAGAUAAGAACAUGCCAUCUGAGCUAGAGUACAUGAUAAUUUCCUUUGAUGAGCCCCAUGUUUAUCUUCGUCAGUGGCGUGAUGAGUCAGUGUUCCAGGAGCUCCAGUUUUCCACACAAGCUGACUGUAAACUUCUGGAGUGCCGAAAUGUGACUAUGCAGAGUGUUGUGAAGCCUUUCAAGAUCUGGGGGCAGACUGCUAUUUCUGGUGGCAUAGGAGGAAGGCUGUUGGACUGCACAAUAAUGGUGGACCCCAUUUUGAUCCUCUUUGGCCAAUAUGCAAUUCAUUCUCUAAAUACAGCAAUUCAAGCUUGGCAGCAGAACCAAUGCCCCGAGGCAGAGGAGUUGGUCUUCAGCCAUUUUGUGAUCUGUAAUGACACACAGGAGACACUGCGAUUUGGCCAGGUGGAUACCGAUGAAAAUAUUUUGCUGGCUAGUCUCCACAGUCACCAGUACAGCUGGCGCUCUCACAAGUCCCCACAGCUGUUACACAUCUGUAUUGAAGGCUGGGGAAACUGGCGGUGGUCUGAGCCAUUCAGUGUGGACAACGCAGGGACCUUUAUCCGUACCAUUCAGUACAAGGGCCGCACAGCUUCGCUUAUUAUCAAGGUUCAGCAGCUCAGUGGAGUACAAAAACAAAUCCUAAUCUGUGGAAGACAGACAGUCUGUAGUUACCUUUCAGAAAGUAUUGAACUGAAGGUGGUUCAGCAUUACAUUAGUCAGGAUGGACAGGCGGUUGUUAAAGAACACAUCAACUGCCUCGCAGCCAAGCAGAAGCUGCCUUCAUAUGUCCUAGAAGAUGACGAGCUCACCGAGCUGAGUGUGAAGGCCACAGGAGAUGAAGACUGGUCCCAAGAUGUAUGCCUGAGUUCUAAACAUACAGAACACAGCACCGUCAUUCAGGUACCAUCCUCAAAGAGUUUGAUUACAUAUGUGUGGUGCACAAUUUUGACUUUAGAGCCCAGCUCUCAUGUGCAGCAGCGAAUAAUUGUUUUCAGCCCUCUUUUCAUUGUAAGGAGCCAUCUUCCAGACCCAAUUAUCAUCCAUUUAGAGAAAAGGAGUCUAGGAUUGAAUGAAACACAUGUGGUUCCAGGGAAAGGACAGGAGAAAGCACUGCAAAAUAUAGAACCUGAUCUUACACAUCACCUGACAUUUCAAGCCAGGGAGGAAGAUGAUCCUUCAGAGUGUGCAGUCCCUAUCUCAACUACGCUUAUUAAACAGAUAGCAACUAAAUCCCAUCCAGGUGGCAAUGUCAGUGAGAUCCUGUCGGAGUUUUAUGGCACUGCUAAUCCUCGUCAGCCUGCAUGGCCAUAUAACAAGAAGGAUUCAGACAGCAAUGAACAACUCUCCCAAUGGGACAGCCCAAUGCGGGUAAAGCUGUCAGUGUGGAAACCGUGUGUUAAAACUCUGCUGAUAGAACUCCUGCCCUGGGCUUUGCUUAUCAAUCAGUCCAAGUGGGACCUCUGGCUGUUUGAAGGAGAGAAGAUAGUGCUUCAAGUGCCUACUGGGAAAGUAAUGAUUCCCCCCAACUUCGAGGAAGCUUUUCAGAUUGGAGUAUACUGGGCAAACACUAACACCGUGCACAAAUCAGUGGCAAUCAAACUGGUUCAUGAUGUGACCUCCCCAAAAUGGAAGGAUGCUGAGAAUGGGGAAGUGGUAACAUUGGAUGAAGAAGGUUUUGUUGAAGCUGAAAUAAAACUUGGUGCUUUUCCAGGUCAUCAGAAGUUGUGUCAGUUCUGCAUUUCUUCUAUGGUUCGACAAGGUAUACAAAUUCUACAAAUCGAAGAUAAGACAACAAUAAUCAAUGAUACAUCGUAUCAAAUCUAUUACAGACCGCAGCUUUGUAUUUCCAAACUGUACUCAGGAGAAGAGGACUUCCACUCACCAGAUAGCACCGUGUUCAGCGUCGGUCCGGCCAGGGCACCGAACACUGAAACGCUGACUUCGGUGCCGUGCUGGGACCUGCUGGCGGACAGCAGCCCUGUGACUUCAGGGACGCCUCCUACUCAAAAGCGCAUGCUGCUGAGUUUCAGUCCAGGUGGCUGCGCUGGCAGCUCUGAGUUCUGGAGCCUACCAGCUGUGAUCAAACAGGAGUUUCCCAGACAGAGCGUGGCAGUGCCCAUAGGGGCUUGUAGGGAAAGCGGAUUUUAUACCAGAGCUAUAACGCUGACUUAUCAAGAGCAUCUUGGUGUGACAUACCUAACACUUACAGAAGAUCCAAGUCCUCGUAUAAUUAUCCACAACAGGUGCUCCAUUUCAUUGCUUGUAAAAGAGAACUUCAAAGAUACACCAAAGUUUGAAGUUUAUUGUAGAAAGAUCCCAGCUGAAUGUUCGAUUCAUCAUGAACUUUACCAUCAAGUCUCCAGCUAUCCAGAUUGCAAAACAAGAGAUUUGUUACCCAGCAUUCUUCUGAAAGUGAUGUCAUCUGAUGAAUUAGUAAAUGAAUGGAGUGAUUUUGUGGACAUCAACAAUCAAGGAACACAAGUUGUGUUCUUGACUGGUUUUGGCUAUGUUUAUGUGGACAUUGUCCAUCAGUGUGGAACAAUAAUUAUAACAUUGGCCCCAGAGGGAAGAGCAGGACCCAUCGAGAUCGACCUCAACAGAAGUCAAGAGCAGAGCCUGUCCUUGAAAAUGUUUAUCAGCCAGUUAAGUCUAGCCGUGUUUGAUGAUAUUACGAAUCACAAAGUGUCAUCUGAACUCCUGCGGCUCACAGCAGACAACGUUUUCCUCCACAUGGCCCCAACAACCAGCUACCUGAGACCCCUGUCGCAAGAGUUCCAGCAGGACACCGGGGAAGGCCUCCCACCGUUUUAUAGUCUCCAAGUGUAUUGUGAAGACUUGCAACUGGACAAUCAGUUGUACAGCAAAUCCAAUUUCCAUUUUGCAGUCCUGCUGUGCCAAGGAGAGAAAAAUGAGACCGUGCAGUGGUCGAGAGUGAACAACCUCAUUGUUUCUAACAAAGAUUUGGAAAACUAUAAGGAAAACUGCUUUAUAAAGCUUCGCAUUGCUUUUUCUGAAGAAGAGAAUUUCAUAUUUCAUGUGAAUGACCUCAGCUUUGAACUCAAACCAGCUAGGCUGUACGUGGAAGACACCUUUGUUUACUACAUUAAGACUCUGUUUGAUACAUACCUUCCAGAAAACAAAGGCGCUUGGCAGUCGGUGAAUAUUUCUGAUACUACCCAGAUACUACCCAAGCAAGUGAGAGAGCAUGCAAGAGCUUUAGUCAAGCCAGUGAAGUUAAGAAAAUUAACAAUACAGCCUGUUAAUCUGCUUGUCAGCAUUCAUGCUUCAUUAAAACUGUAUAUAGCUUCAGAUCACACCCCUCUCUCCUUCUCCGUGUUUGAGCGAGGACCCAUCUUCACCACUGGCAGGCAGCUUGUCCAUGCCUUGGCCAUGCAUUAUGCUGCUGGAGCACUUUUCAGAGCAGGCUGGGUCGUUGGAUCUCUGGAAAUCCUUGGAAGCCCGGCUAGUCUGGUGAGAAGCAUAGGGAACGGCAUAGCUGAUUUCUUUAGGCUCCCAUACGAAGGGCUGACCAGAGGCCCGGGAGCAUUUGUCAGUGGUGUUUCCAGAGGAACAACAUCAUUUGUAAAACACAUUUCCAAAGGUACACUGACGUCAAUUACCAAUCUGGCAACAAGUCUUGCUCGGAAUAUGGAUAGGCUGUCGCUGGAUGAGGAACAUUACAACAGACAGGAAGAAUGGAGAAGGCAGCUUCCAGAGAAUCUGGGAGAAGGACUGAGACAAGGGCUCUCUCGUUUAGGCAUUAGCCUUCUAGGUGCAAUUGCUGGCAUUGUAGAUCAGCCGAUGCAGAAUUUUCAGAGAGUGUCUGAGGGCCAAGCAUCAGCAGGGCACAAAGCCAAAGGUGUUAUCUCUGGUGUGGGAAAAGGCAUUAUGGGAGUCUUUACAAAGCCAAUUGGAGGUGCGGCUGAACUUGUCUCCCAAACAGGAUAUGGUAUUUUGCAUGGAGCUGGACUUUCUCAGCUUCCCAAGCAGCGCUCUCAUCCAAAUGAUCAACAAGUUGAGCAGGCUCCAAAUAGCCACGUCAAAUACGUCUGGAAAAUGCUGCAAUCUCUAGGGAAGCCAGAGGUCCACAUGGCCUUAGAUGUCAUGAUUGUGAGCGGGUCAGGCCAGCAGCAUGACGGCUGCUUGCUGCUCACCUCGGAGGUGCUCUUUGUGGUCAGUAUCAGUGAAGACACGCAGCAGCAGGCCUUCCCCGUGACUGAAAUCGAUUGUCUGGAAGAUGAUCAGCAAAAGGACCUGCUGAAGGUGCAGCUGAAGCAACAGAGAGUGCCAUGUGAUUUGGAGGCGGAUGGAGUUAGAGAGAGACUAUCAGAACAACAGUACAACCGCCUCGUGGAGUACAUCACAAAGACAUCUUACCACCUCGCCCCCAGCACCGCCACAGUGCCAGCACCGCAAGCUGUGGCUGCCGAACACCUUCCAGCUGUAACGAAAACAUACAACUAUGUGGUUGAUCCAAAUUUUGCCCAAGUAUUCAUUAGCAAAUUCAUAAUGGUAAAAAACAAAGCCUUGAGGAAAGGAUUUUAUUAAUAAAUACUUGUGGUGCAGAUAGUAAUAUCUUACCAUUCUGAACAUAACACUUCGUAUGCAGUAACCUGUAUCAAGAAAAGAUGCAUAUAAUCUUUGAGGAAGUAGGAGAUAGAUAAUAACAAACUUAAGCUUUUCUAAUCUUGACAGCAUUCCUUCCAUGCUGGUGCUGGAAGGAAAGGGUUCUAGCAUGUGGAUAAGGUGAAAAGGAAAAGCUUUAGACUAUAGCUUGAUCAAAAUCCCUUUUCUUUCAAUAACCAAAAAAAUCGGGAAUAAGGAACAGUUGCGUGCAUAGAGACAUUUUUGCCACACAAAACAUAUGUAUCAAUACAUACUAUAUCAUAUUUUAGGGUCUGCCAGUUUCUGUUGUAAACCAGGUUUAUAACUCAGCUGUAAAAACUUGCUCAAGGCUGAGCCUUUCCCCCCACACAUGCACUGCCCCCAGCACGCACAUCCUGAGGCAAAACAUUUUCCCCCACUAAAUUUGAAAAACCCAGUGUGGCUGUUUUAAGUUACUUAGUGACAGCUGGGUUUUAGCACCACUUUAGCCUUAGAAUAGCUUCCUUUAUUUGACUGAAGUUUUGCAGGACAUUAGUCCUUAAUGUAAACUAGUGCCUUUGUGUGGAUUGGAGAACAAAACAUGAACUACAACAUGAAUUUAUUUUUAAAACUGUCUGUAUACAGAAACUUUAUUUCAUCCACCAUCAGAUUUUCAGAACUUUCAAUGUAUAUACGACACUGCGCGUUGUCUGGUCAUUAGCUGGAGGCCAAUAACAUGCAGUUCAACAAUUUACAAACCAGAGCUUAGCCUCCUUGAAAUCGACUAAGAAUCACUGAGCUCAUUAUACCAUAGAUGUGCAGGUGCUAAAUACAGCCUUGGUGGGUCUUCCUUACUGCUGAGCUGCCACCACUACGCAUAGUACCGGCGCACUUAAGCCCUAUUUUAUGCUUAUCAUCUUUAAAAUGAUAAAAACAGAGAUACUCAGAAGUACGAUCUUUCAAAUAGUAUUUGUGCAAAGGAAAAUGAGAUUUUUUUCAGUUUGGUCCGAAAGUAAGGGCCCACAGGUUCCAGCUACAGUAAUUAAUAGUCAAUGAUGCCAUUGCAGUACACUUUUAAACACGUGAAGACAAAUGAGCUUUCUAAGUGUUUUGUUUUCAGAUCUUUUACAGUUUGUAGUAGACAAGCAAUCAUUCUAGGCACACUUAGAUUGCUUUAUAAACCAAAUCUGACUAGAGCAGCUUUUUUUUUUUUUAAAAAAAAAAAAAAAAAAAGAGCUUACUUGGCUUUCAAGCGUGCUUGUAACUUCCAUCCCCUUCUCUACAUACUCACAGUCGUUCAUUUUGUCUCGGGAUUCCUGAACGUGGCCAGAAUUAGAGACAAGAACUGGAAUAAAAUCUGAUCAACAUUUUGAGCCCAUAGAUACACAUUUGUUAUUUAAUACUUCCUAUGCACACCGGAUAAGACCAAAUGCACAGUACCUACGAAUGUAGUGUAGGCAGUGUUUUUCUCCUGAGGUCUGUUUUGUUCAAUGUGAUUUCUAAAAGCCGUGUGUCUUGUGUACUGAAAGACAGAAGCCUGAGUUGUCCUUUCUGAAUGUGAAAUGAGCCCCUUCCUUAUCAACAUUUCAUACAGCGCUUUAAUAAUUCAGUCCUUGUUUAAAUGUCAUUAUUUAAAACAUAAAUGUAUAUACACACACUUCAUUCCUGAAUAUUUUAUGGAGAUAGUUUAAUACUUCUAAUUUUGCAUACUGAUGCAUAAAUUGUAAUAUAGAGAUUGUUUAAAGAUAAAUAAAGCUAUUCCUGUAA